Molecule: messenger RNA, 2114 nt
Organism: Odontomachus brunneus
Lineage: Eukaryota; Metazoa; Arthropoda; Insecta; Hymenoptera; Formicidae
Product: saccharopine dehydrogenase-like oxidoreductase
Exons: 8
Coding region: 191-1456 (421 amino acids)
Biological process (GO): glycolipid biosynthetic process
Cellular component (GO): lipid droplet; mitochondrion; plasma membrane
Source: RefSeq, a predicted model, not a curated record
GCGCCAGUUUAUAAACAAAGUUCAAUUAACAUUCACUUUCCCCGGCGCUAAGCAAAGACUGACGUUAUAAGUAGUGGGGAUUAAAAGAAGUGACUACACAGUUUUCGAUGGGUGUUAUGUAAUUCUUGGAACGUUGACGUAUCAGACAAUUUCAUCUGUGUAAAACGAUCCAUUUAGAGAUUGCUGGAAAAUGGCCAACAACCGUUUGGAUAUAAUAGUAUUUGGUGCAACUGGAUUCACUGGACAAUAUGCAGUAAAAUAUGCAGCCCACUUCUGUAAAGAAUGGCAGUUGAAGUUUGGUAUUGCUGGUCGUAGGAAGGAAGCUUUAGAAGCUGUGCUUAAAGAGUUUGCUCCAGAUGCUGAGAAUGUACCCAUUAUCUUGGCUGAUGUUAAUGAUGAGACAUCUCUGAAGAAAAUGACAGAAAGUACAAAAGUACUUGUCAAUUGUUGCGGUCCAUAUAGAUUGUAUGGAGAACCAGUUGUCAAAACCUGCAUUGCUACUCACACUCAUCAUGUUGAUGUCUCUGGUGAACCAUGGUUUAUUGAGAGUAUGCAGUUGUUGUAUAAUAAGGCGGCACAAGAAGCUGGUGUUUACAUAGUAAGCGCUUGUGGCUACGAUAGUAUUCCAGUUGAUUUAGGAAUCAUUUUUGCACAAAGAAAAUUUGGAGGAGAAAUUAAUAGCGUUGAAACAUAUGUAGAAUUUAAAGGACCCAAGACAGGUCCUAUGAUUAAUUAUGGAACUUGGGAGUCUGCGGUGUAUGGUCUAGCCCAGUGGAAUGAACUAAGAGGGCUACGUGCAAAAUUAUACCCUAAAAAAUUACCCGAAUUUACACCGAAGUUGGAAAGCAGGGGUAUGAUGCACAAAAGUGAUAUUGUCAAAGGUUGGUCAACGCUGUUUUUAGGCAGUGAUCGUUCUGUAGCCAUGUGUACACAGCGAUUUUUGUAUGAAAAAUACAACGAAAGACCAGCUCAAGUUCGUACUUACUUAAGAUUGGAGUCCUUCUUUACUCUCAUGACAUUUUUUAUUGUUGGUAUGAUCUUUUGGUUAAUGGUUCGCACGUCGUUUACUCGUAAAUUACUGUUGAAAUAUCCGACUCUAUUUUCUGGUGGCGCCGUAGGACACGGGAAUAUGACACACAAAUCGGAGAGUGCACGAUCCUCUAUAACAUUUAGAGCCCUCGGAUGGAGCGAAAAAUUGGCCAAUCCUACCGACAAGCACACAGAUCCACCUAACAAGGAAUUGAUUACAAAAUUAAACGAUGUUGUUGAUCCAGCAUAUCGUGUAACUUGUACGACGUUGGUGUUAUCAGCGAUUAUGAUUCUUAAGGAGGCUGAUAAAAUGCCAGACAAUGGCGGUGUGCUUUCUCCUGGUGCUGCUUUCGGGAAAACGUCUCUGAUCGAGGAAAUGGACAAAAACGACAUUAAAUUCGAGGUGAUAAAGUGCAUCGAGAAAUAAAAAUAUCAGCUUUCUCGUAUAUAAUCGUCGGGAUUUUUCUACAAGAAAUUUUAUUAAUAAUUUACAAGGAAUUUUACUAAUAGGUUUUAUGUUUGGUUGUGAUAUUAACACUUGUAAUUCUUAUGAACGUAAUUCUUUUAUGGUAUAUUUUAUAUUUUUUGGAAAUGAUAAUUAGGACUUUAUAUUUGCACAAUAUUUAAACUAAAUAAUUUUCAUCGACCGUAAUCUGAGUCAUCUUUAUGUGGAUUUCUGAAAUCUAUCAGUUUUAGUUGUGUAUAAUGCAGCUUGCUUUUGGCUUUAUAACAAAAAUCGAAUACAACAAUACAAUAGCCAAAACUGAUAAAAAUUUAAGGAAUCCACAUAAAGAUGAUCUAUAUUAUGGUCAUUUAUAUUAUAAAAAUUAUUUAAAGUUAAAUGUUAAUUACUUUAUAUAUAAGAAAUGAGAAAAAGAUGUGAUUAUAUAGAGUGUGGAUGCAUACCAAAAUGUAUACCAAAGUGUAUACCAAGUGUAUACCAAAAUACCUCUUUUUAUCAAAGUUGUCUUCUUAUUUGAAAAGAAUUAUUAUUUUGUAUAACUGUAAAUUAAUAUUAGUACUUUUAAUUAAUAUUAGUACUUUGCAACAAACUUAUUAACAUAAACUACUACUACCAAAGUAAA